ACAUGGCAAUACUGUACAUGAUUGGUGUUGUUCGUUGCCUUGUAAUCAUGGUGAUUGAUUCGGUCUGCCUCAAAUAAGCAAAAAACUACAGUUUCUUUUGACGAUGUAGAAAAAUCGGUGUAAACGAGAAGUCAAGAAGAGUUUUUUAUCUACUAAAACGUUGAAAUAAAUGUUAUACUUUACCGUUAACAACAUAUUUAGUGUUAACAGAAGUGAUAAGAAGGACGAUAAGAGAUUGUGAAGUGCUUAAAUUGUGUGAAAAUAAUUUCAUAUAACCCAAUAACUAUGUGUAAUGUACCACCUAAGUUCUUUCAAGUUUGUCGUUUAUGCCUUACUUUGGUCAAAGAGCAUGACGUUGAGGUGCUGCAAAUAUUUAAUUCAUCAUCAACAGCAGCUACAGCUACAGCUACGACAACAGUGUCGUUUGGCUCUGAAAACCAAUCAAACAAAGCCUCUGCAAAUACCCUCGACCAACAGUUUCACCAUCAUUAUAAUCUCCAUCCUCAACAAUUCGGGAGGCCACAGAGCAGUUGCAACACAAAAAAUGAUUGUACCUCUGAUAACCUAUCUCAUUCCCCUGCAUCAGUUUUCAAGAGUGAGGAAGAGAUACCAGAUAAUAAUCUAAGUACACUUGUGCCGAUUGUGCCUUCUUCCAUUGCUGUAUCUGAAACUUCUACAUAUGGAAUCAGUCAAUUGAUGUCCAAAUCAUUGGAAAAUAACGAAGCGGGGGGCUUUUCAACGUCUAAUCCACAAAUACAUGCAAAAAAUGCCACACAUGUGAAAUGUAAGAUUACAUUAUCCAAUGAUAACGAAGAAGGCAAAAGCAAUGAUGGCAUAUCUCUGGGAGAGGAGGUGUUCAAGAAGGAAAACCAUGAUGAUUCAUCACCACAUAUUACCAUUCAAAUACUCAGCUGUCUCUCUAUAAAGAUUUCACCAAAUGACGGUUUGCCCGCCAUUGUGUGCAACAACUGUAGAAAUAAAUUGAAAGCAUUUUGGAAUUUUCGAUUGAUGGCUCAAAAAUCGGAGUUUACGUUAAAAGAAUUAACGAAAUUUUCAAAACAGAAUUCCUUGGAAAGUGACACUCGUCUCACAAGCAUUUCAAAAUCACCACCUUGCGGAAAGUCUUCUUCGGAAACAAUGGCAGCAAAGGCUUUAACCGAAUUAAGUAAAUCAUCUAAAAAUUAUUUUGGAAGUUAUAAACCCGUAAAUGCUACUGCCGAUAAUUAUGCUGAAGCUUGCACACUCGCACCAGCUGCAGCAGCUGUCACUAAAUCGCUUCAGAAAACGAAUAUAAACGAAAAUGAUGAUGACAUUUACAAUACAGCAUCCUGUUCUUCGAAAACUCCGCCCAUAAUGAGGAAGAAAUUGCGAGCGCUCUCUCCACUGCUAGCACCUCCGCCGCCGCCUCCACCCACAUUAUCAACAACAACAACAACCACAACAACGGAAGAUAUAUUAGAAAAUCGCACUGGUACAGAUUAUUAUCCCAAUGAUAAUCCAUUAAGCUAUGAUGGUAUCAUUUCGUCGCACACAAUUGCAAAUAAUUUGAUAAAUAUGAAAAGUGAAAGUUUGCCGAAUAUUGAGAAAAUUCGGCAUUUGCAACAAAAGCUAGAAACGGCUGCUGUGCUUAUGGAUAUUAGUAAAAAAGUGAUCAUAUCACCACCAUGCUCGAAUCGCCAGUCUCCAAAUCUACCUUCAAUGCAAACAACAGAUGAAAGUAUUAAAAAUUCUGUGAUAAAAAAUGAACGUCCAUCAAAUGAAAAGACAACAGUAACAUCAACAGUUACUACAACACUACAAGAUGGAAAGGAAAUAGACUUAUCAAUUAAAAAACCGAAACAAGAAUUCUCAAACACUCAACAAACAACAACAACCGUAUCUCAAUUACUUCAUUACACUCGUCCCACAAUACUCGAAUUACAGCAACAGCAACAACAACAACAAACACUUACACAACCUGUAAAUUUAGAUUUAGAAACUACAAGUAUUAUUAAAGGAGGAAUUGAAAAUACAAGUAUACCUUGCAGUAGUAACCAUUUACCAAUACCAAAUAAAAAGGAAACACCAGCAGCAUACACAGACUCCGAUGAGAGUUCCGAUUCGAAUCGUUUAGAGAUGGAUAUGAGUUCAAUGUUGAAUGAACGUAAAUCGCCGGACAGUAUAACAUCAGAAGAACAAGUAACGGACGUUGCGACCACACAAUUGUGGCAAGCGCUUGCCAGAUCAGCUGCAAAUAAUGAAAAUAAUCAGCUUCUCCGGCAUAUGAUACAUCAAUCGCUUGUAUAUCCCCCGCCGGCAACUGCAAUAUCCGCUGAGAAUGUACCUGAGGAACCAAUGGCAUUAUUAAAGAAUGAUAAUAUAAAUAAAUUAUGCCGAAGAAAGCAAACAUGUCCUACGAAAAAUGAUGCAAUCGAACAACUGCCCAAUGUUAUGGCUGUUAAUGCUCAAAAUCUCGAGCUUAAUGUCAGUACACAUAACCACGUGGCUGUUGCCGCCGCAGCUGCAGCGGCAGCUGCAUCAAUGCAAGAUAAAAAGAAUAACAAGAAUAUUAGCGCUGGCGCUGCCGGUAUAAUCAAUAACCCAAAGGAUAUGUCUUGCUCCAAUUGCGGCACACUUACUACGACUAUUUGGAGACGUAGUAUUCGAGGUGAAAUGGUAUGCAAUGCUUGUGGUCUAUACUUCAAAUUACAUGGUGUAAACAGACCGCAUUCGAUGAGGCGUGACACUAUACACACACGGCGGAGACGUCCGAAGGAGUGUGAAAAAUCGAAGAAGAAAAACAAACGCUCAAGUUCGCCUUCCGAAGUAUUAUGUAAAAUGCCCAUCUGUGGUACGAGUGGUGCAGGAGUUGAGCUUAAACAAAAUGUGUUCUUAACAGUUGAAAAUCCAGAGACAUCUGUUUUUGCCUUCACGAAAUACAAGCGACGCAUGGACGAGGAACAAGCGAAUAUGAUCAAAGAUGGUUUGCUAAAGAAAAAGAAACUACAGCAAGGUUCGAUUAAAGGGGAAUUCAAUCAGAUGGACGAUUUUUUAGUACCUCUUAAUCUUGUCUCCAGUGAAAAUAAUACUAAGUUAACAUAAAACGCCAAAUCAGAAAAAUCAAAUCAAAAUAACGAAGCAGAAAUUACAAAAAAGAAAAAAAAAACUAAUAAGUUACAACACAAAAAAAAAAGAACAAAUAGAAAAAGAAAAUAAAAG
Molecule: messenger RNA, 3198 nt
Organism: Anastrepha ludens (Mexican fruit fly)
Lineage: Eukaryota; Metazoa; Arthropoda; Insecta; Diptera; Tephritidae
Gene: GATAd
Product: myb-like protein Q
Exons: 9
Coding region: 286-3081 (931 amino acids)
Biological process (GO): cell fate commitment; negative regulation of transcription by RNA polymerase II; positive regulation of transcription by RNA polymerase II
Cellular component (GO): nucleus
Molecular function (GO): zinc ion binding; RNA polymerase II cis-regulatory region sequence-specific DNA binding; DNA-binding transcription factor activity, RNA polymerase II-specific
Source: RefSeq, a predicted model, not a curated record